This is a messenger RNA of Raphanus sativus (radish), 2725 nucleotides long. Its product is annotated as histone acetyltransferase HAC2-like. Gene Ontology annotation, biological process: positive regulation of transcription by RNA polymerase II. The record is from RefSeq and is a predicted model, not a curated record. Gene Ontology annotation, molecular function: histone acetyltransferase activity; chromatin DNA binding; transcription coactivator activity. Gene Ontology annotation, cellular component: transcription regulator complex; histone acetyltransferase complex. The transcript has 10 exons. Bases 37 to 2628 code for a protein of 863 amino acids. Lineage: Eukaryota; Viridiplantae; Streptophyta; Magnoliopsida; Brassicales; Brassicaceae.
GUGCAGAAUCAAUUGUUUAUAGUUUGAUCUAGCUCAAUGCCUGAAUCUCACAAAGGUGUGAUGCGUCCAAAUCUUAACACCAUGCCUAAUCAGCAGUUGAGCAUACAGUCAGAUGCUAACGUGAACAAAGAGUGUCUUGGAUCCAAAAGAUCUAAUUAUCAUAUCAUAGUACCAGAUGAUGAUGAGGAAGAGGAUGUGGUGUUCCUUAGAGAAACAUUACCGUCAAAGCGACAGAGAGUCGAAGCACAUCCUCCUCUCAAGGAUGAUGAGACGACACUAGGAUCUGGAAUGGAAGUUGCUGAGCCGAUGGAAAGUGAUGAACAGUCCAAACCCGAGGCUAAUACUCCUGCUGACACAACAGUGCCUCUGGAAAAGAAGAGAGAUGUCUCACUGGUGGAACGUUUCACAGAAGAAGAAAUAGAAAUGCAUAUAAAGAGUCUCCACGAGGGAAAGGUUGAGCUCAAGGAUGGUGAAACAUGUCAACUGUGUGGCGAAAGCCAGCUCUUGUUCCCAGCAGCACCACUCUACUGCUCGAUUUGCACCUUCCGCAUCAAAGACGAUUCUCCAUAUUACAUCCCCGGGGAAACAAUAAGCGGAGCGCAACAUCAAAUAUGUAAUCGAUGUUACGUUCGCCGUAGACGCAAAAAGUUCACGUUAUCUGGAGUCGACAUCGUAAAAGCCAAUAUGCUUAAAUAUCACAACAACGCUGACAAUCAAGACUCGGAACAUUGGGUUGUUUGUGAAUCUUGCGGGAAAUGGCAGCAUCAGAUAUGUGGUCUUUACAAUCCAGAUAAAGACAUUGGCCAAACCUCGGACUACAUUUGUCCCCACUGCUUGUUAGAGGAGCGUAGGAGUAACAACAACAUGGGAGUUUAUGAUAAUACGGACCUGGGUGCGGAAGAUUUGCCUGAAACCAUCCUCAGCCACUUUAUAGAGAGAAGGCUAACCAGGCGGCUCAAAGAAGAAAGACACCAAACAGCAGAGGCUACUGGAAAGAGCAUUGAUGAUGUAUCAGUACCAGAUGAUCUUACUCUCAGGGUCGUGUUCUCAGCUGACAAAAGCUCACAUGUCGACAAAACAUUUGUGGAUUUUCUUCACAAUGAACAUUAUCCUAGUGAAUUCCCUUACAGAUCGAAGGUGAUUCUUCUGUUUCAGAAAGUUGAUGGAGUUGAUGUAUGCAUAUUUGCGCUGAUUGUCCAAGAGUUUGGAUCGGAAUGUAGCCAACCAAACAAACGCAACGUAUACAUUGGAUAUCUAGACUCAGUCAAGUACUUUAGACCCGAGAGAGUAACGUUCUCAGGAGAAGCUCUUCGAACUUUCGUUUUUCAUGAAAUAUUGAUUGGAUAUCUUGAGUACUGUAAGAUUAGAGGUUUCACAACGGGUUAUAUAUGGGCGUGUCCACCUCAAAAAGGACAAGACUACAUUAUGUACGCUCAUCCUAAGACUCAGCAAACCCCCAACCCUAUGAAGCUUCGUCAAUGGUAUGUGUCAAUGCUGGAUAAAGCAAAAGAGCAGAGGGUGGUGACGAAUAAUACAAACUUGUAUGAUCGGUUCUUCGUUUCGACUUGCAAUAGUACAGCUGCACAUUUGCCUUACUUUGAAGGAUCUUUCUGGACCUACCAUGCUGAGCUUCUGAGUAAAAAAAUCGAGAGUGAAGUCAAGAAUCUUGUUCGAUCACUUUCUAAAAGAGCAUUAAAGGGCAGCAAAAGUAAAGACGCUGAUGAUACUAAAAACAUUCUCCUGAUGCACGAGCUUGGAGAACUGAUAUCAGACCAAAAGGAGGAUCUCAUCGUGGUGGACUUGCAUUAUACAUGCACACGCUGCUCGGAAUACAUAUUGUCUAGAUUGAGAUGGUUUUGCAAGAAGUGCAAGAAUCUUCAAUUGUGUCAAAGAUGUCAUGAUCAAGAAGAAGAUCUUCCUGGGGAGCACACACAUACUAUGAAUGGGGAAGAGGAGCACUCGCUGUCAAGGGUCGUUAUGAACAUACCGUCUACAACAGAAGAUAAUGAUGUCAGCCUAGGAAACAACACUUUCGAAGGCAGACAAAUGUUCCUAAGUUUCUCUCAGAAGCAUAACUACAGCUUCGACACUCUUCGACGCGCCAAGAACUCUUCUAUGAGGAUACUUCACCAUCUUCACACUUCAAACAAGCUUCACCAGUCUCAGAUAUCCAGUGGUGGUCUCCUUCAAGUGACUUGCACGGCCUGCCAAAAGGAUGUUUCGGCAACAGUUUACUACACUAGUUUGUGCUGUUCAUCUUACUUAGCUUGCACUUCAUGCUAUAACAAUAAGAAAGUCCUUCGCCUGCUUCAUCUCUUCCCCGUACUCCCUUCCAAACACGGAAUACCGCCUAGACCUGUAGGGGCUCUUGAGAUACUGCAAGCUUUGUUACAUGCGCAUGCAUGCAGAAUUACCGCCACUGGUUCGUGCUCGUACCCUAAAUGCAGUGUUGUCAAAAGAUUAUUCAAUCAUAGUGAAGUGUGCCAAAAGCGGGGAGAAGCUUGUAUAACUUGCAUCAAUUUUGGGGUGGUAAUACGUAUUCACGCAUACCAUUGCCAAGAUCCCAAUUGCUCCAUACCACGUUGCAGUGGUUUGAAGGAGACGUUGACUAUGAGAGGUUUGAGGUAAGGCUCAUGGGACGAAUCUGUACAUCCCUUACUGUUGUGAUGAUCUGUAGAAGAAAUUGUACAGACCAGAAAAACCUUUUUAACAUCAAAACUAUUCA